Molecule: messenger RNA, 504 nt
Organism: Pyricularia grisea
Lineage: Eukaryota; Fungi; Ascomycota; Sordariomycetes; Magnaporthales; Pyriculariaceae
Exons: 1
Coding region: 1-504 (167 amino acids)
Source: RefSeq, a predicted model, not a curated record
AUGAAGCUCCUCGCUCCGGUACUCCUCCUACUGCAAUCUGCUGGCCUCGUCCAGGGCUGCGUGCGUGUCCACGCCUAUCUAAGCAACACCCCCAUCGGCAACGACGUCAUGAGCAUCGAGCUCUGGGACGAUGACAACUUUUAUCAGCGAUGCGGCACCUGCUCGUGGGCCUUUGCCAGCAACGAGAGCCGCUGCCGCAAGGAGUGCGGCAAGUUCACCGUCGAGGUUUGGAAUAACGGCCGGUCCGCCUGGGUCCGCAACAACGGCAACAACGGGCUCGUGUACACCAUGCGGCAUACCAACAGCAAUACAGAUCACUAUUGCUGCCUCUUCACCGACAACGGCUGCCGCGGAUGGUGCAGCAACUGGGAGUCCUGCCACAAGAGCCAGCACGCCAACUGCAACAGAUAUGCCUGCAACCUGUGCGACGGUAUACGGUACUGCGGCGUUCGAGACCGGCUGCUUGCCGAGUCGGCGGAUAACUCAACGGCAACUGAGGAAUGA